GUGUACAGAUGCGUUGGUGCAGUGGGAUUGUUUCCUCGUGCACCGACAGAUGCACAGCUUUCGGGACGCGCUUAGACAAUGGGGAAGGCACAGGCAUUUCUUUCUGUUUUAUUCAUUGCAUCAUGUUUCCUUGUAAGCACUGCACAGCAAACAGGAUGCCUGGAUGAAAAUCCGCCAUAUGACAUUGUAUUCCUUGUGGAUAGUUCUAGCAGCAUCGGUACUCGAGACUUCCGGGAGGUUAAGAUGUUCAUGCACACUUUUGUGGAUGGUUUGGAUAUUGACAGUAAAAAAGUACAGAUUGGCCUUGCUCAAUUCAGCACCGAUACCCACGAAGAGUUUCUGUUGGGGAAGUAUGCAAACAAAGCAGAGCUAAUUAAGAAGAUAGAUAACCUUCCAUACCGAACAGGAGGCACGUAUAUGGGAAAAGCCAUGGAUACCCUUAGGGAAAGUUAUUUCACUAAAGAGGGUGGAAGCCGUAUCAAUGAAAAUGUGCCUCAGAUUGUUAUGGUGAUCACAGAUGGAGACUCAGUCGAUGAUAUAAAGGGACCUGCCAGAGAUCUGCAACAGAAGGGUAUUAUUAUCUUUGCUAUUGGUGUCGGUCCCACCAAUAAGACUGAGUUGAAGGCUAUAGCCAGCAGCCCACCUGAGCGUUUUGUGGUUAAUAUCGACAAUUACCAAGCACUGCAAGGACUGACAACCACCAUGAAAGAGACAGUCUGUAUCUUGAUGAGGGAUCAGGGGAAAGCUUUUUCCCCAAAGUUUGCUGAUGUAUUUGUCCUAGUAGAUAGUUCGGCCCAGAUGAAGACACAGCAGAUAAGGGAACUUCUCACCCUACUGGUUGAGCGGCUCGAAGUGGGCGAUGCAUCUCAUAAGAUCGCGCUGGCUCAGUUUGGCGAGGAUGUCGUCAACCAUUUUCUGUUCAGUGACUACCAAGUCAAGGAAGAAGCCAUCGAGUACAUAAAUCAGUUCGAGCCCAGGCCCAAUGGAGAGCGAAAAUUAGGAAAAGCCAUUGAUUUUGUUCGCAAUAAUAUUCUUUACACGGCGUCUGGCAGCAGAAUUGAUAAAGGCUACCAGCAGUAUCUGCUGGUGCUGAGAACAGGGAACUCAUAUGACUCUCCUGUGAGGGCCAUAGAAACAAUGAUGGAUGAGGAUGUGACCGUUAUUGAUAUCAGAUUCGAAGCAGAUUUAAAAUACCUGUUACCUACUAUAAAUAUUUUCCAGAUUGACCAGAAUAUUGCUGAUGUUGCUUCAGACAUCACAAAAAUGAUUCAGGAAAAAGAAAUUUUCAAUGUUACAGGAGACUGCACAUCAGCCCAAGUGGCGGAUAUUGUGUUUAUUGUGGACGAAUCGGGUAGUAUCACCCCAAGCAACUUUGAACUGAUGAAACGCUUUCUCGACCGCACAAUUCGUGGUCUAGAGGUGAACUCUGACAGUGUGAGGGUGGGAAUGGUACUUUACAAUGACAUACCCAGUGCUCAAUUCUAUCUGGACACAUUUGUUAACAAGAGUGAAAUUCUGAACUAUGUUCAAAUCAUACCAUACAGAGGUGGAGGAACCUCAACAGGUGCAGCCCUAAGGUUUGCCAAGGACAAUCUGUUUACUAAGAACAGGGGCAGCAGGAAAGAUCUUGGUGUUAAGCAGAUUGCUGUUGUCAUCACUGAUGGCAAGUCACAAGAUGAAGUCACCAACUCAGCUUCUGAGCUGAGGCGCUCGGGAGUCACUGUAUAUGCCCUUGGGGUGAAGGAUGCUGAUGUGGAGGAGCUCAUAAACAUUGCAUCCCACCCUAAAAGGCAGUUUGUGUACAAUGUGGAAAGUUUUCAGAUGCUUAGAUCACUGGAGAAAAGCCUCGUAAAGAGCCUUUGUAAGGAUGUGAUCAGUAGAAGUUUUGACAAGAAAGAUAGAUUUCUCCUAAAACAAGGAUGUGUGAACACAGAGGAAGCAGACAUUUAUUUCUUGUUGGACCACUCUGUCAGCACUCGUGCCGACUUUGAAGAUGUGAAGAAAUUUAUCAUAGGCUUCCUGCAGUUAUUCAACAUUGGACCAGAUCACGUACGCGUGGGAGUUGCUAAAGUCGCCCAUGAUCCUACUCUACAAUUCAGCCUGACAGAGCACAAAAACAGAGCCUCUUUAGAAGCAGCUGUGAAUAACAUCAUUCAACCCAAUGGAGGCACAGAGACAGGCAAAGCACUAACUUAUGUGGCCGAUCUUUUCAAUCAGGCUAAAGUGUCCCGUCCGGCUAAGGUGCAGGAGAUUCUCAUUGUCAUUACUGAUAAGAAAUCCCAAGAUGACGUGAGCGGACCAGCGGCAGAGCUGAAGAUUCAAGGUGUUUCAGUCUAUGCCAUUGGAGUCAAGGAUGCCAGCCAGGAAGAGCUCUUGAAGAUGACGAUUGAUGAAAAAAAAAAAUUCUAUGUGCCCAACUAUGAUGGCCUGAAUUCCAUCAAGAGUGAAAUUGUCACAGAUAUUUGCUCACAAGAGGCCUGCAAGAACAGGGUGGCCGAUAUCAUGUUUUUGGUUGAUGGUUCUUCUAGCAUUCACAGCGAUGACUUUCUGUUAAUGAAGACUUUUAUUACCAAAGUUGUAAAUGGUACCGUUAUCGGAGAAGAUAAUGUGCACAUUGGCGUGGUUCAGUUUAGCGAUAAUCCAAAGAAUGAAUUUGCCCUGAAUGAGUACUAUGACAAAGGUAAAGUAGAGGAUGAGAUUAAGAGCAUUACACAGAUAACAGGGAACACAUACACAGGAAAAGCACUCUCGUUCAUUUCAAAGUAUUUCGAUGCACCCGGCGGUCGGCCUGAUGUUCCACAGUUCCUCAUAGUUAUCACAGAUGGGGAAGCUCAUGAUACUGUCGCCAUGCCUGCCAAGGCCAUCAGAGACAAGGGUGUCACCAUCUUCUCAAUAGGUGUGGGCAGGGUAAACACCACACAGUUGUGGGAAAUCAGUGGAACUCAAGAUAAAGUGUACGUGGAGAGGAAUUUUGAUGCACUUAAGUCCAUAGAAAAAAACCUCCAGUUCAAGCUCUGCAGCUCUGACACAGGUUGUCCGAGCAAACAGUUGGCAGAUGUGAUCUUCUUGGUGCAGUGCACCAGACGGAUUCCUCCUCAAGAUUUUGAAAACAUUAAAAACUUUUUAAUUUCCGUGGUGAACAGCACACAGAUUGGGGACAGUCUAGUUCGCUUUGGUGUUAUUGUCUACUCAGACACUCAGAAUCAGUUCUCUUUAAACCAGCACAACAGUAAACGUCAGGUACUGGAGGCCAUAAAUACCUUGAAGUCCCCAACUGGAAACAAAGACACAGCAAAAGCUCUUGCAUACUCGCUUGCUUAUUUCAAUGAUGCAAAAGGUGGGCGCCCGAAACGAGGCAUCCCUCAAAUGCUAUUCGUGAUCACGGACGGUGAUGCUAGAGACCGAGAAAACCUACCUGCAAGGGCUGAUGAGUUUGUAGCCAACCAUAUAAAUGUGUAUGGAAUUGGAGUGGCCAGAGCUCAAGAUAGUGAGCUGGAGAUGAUUACCAAGAACAAAAACAAAAUCUUCCAUGUUAACAAUUACAAGGGCCUUCAAGAUCUGCAAAAGAACAUCUCAGGUGUGCUCUGCGCUGCAACCAAACCAGAAUGCAAGAACGAGGUAGCUGACCUGGUGUUUCUGAUUGAUGGAUCUACAAGCAUCACCAAUGAGUCAUGGAAUAUUAUGAUUAUGUUCUUGCUAAAUAUUGUGAACAACCUCCGUAUUACUCCAGAAUUUAUCAGAAUCGGUGUAGCCCAGUUCAGCGACUCAUAUCAGACAGAGUUCUUCUUGAAUAAGUAUAAAGAUGUAGAUGGUGUGAAGUCAGCAAUUCGACAAAUCAGUCAAAUUGAAGGAAGUACAUACAUUGGAGAAGCUCUGCGUAAAGUUGUGGAAUUCUUCCAGGAAAGCAAAGGGAGUCGCAAACAGAGACGUGUACCACAGAAUCUCGUACUCAUCACUGACGGCGUUUCAGCGGACGAAGUGAAAACAGCAGCUGAUGAUCUCCGACGCUCCCAAAUUAAUGUUUUUGUGAUUGGAAUUGGGGAUUACUCGAAGCAACAGCUCAGCUAUAUUGCCGGGUCACAGGAUAGGUUAUUCGAGGUGAAGGACUUCAGCUACCUUGAUCUGGAAACAGCACCAUUUGUUGAUUCCUUUUGUGGUCAACAACCAAGUUGUACUGUUGAUAUUGGCAUCGGAUUUGAUAACUCCCGCACCAGUUCAAGUUAUCGCUCAAUAUUAACAGACCAGAAAAAGCUGCAGGCCUACCUGCCUGAGAUCGUCCGCUACAUUUCAGUUGUGCACAAGUUGUGCUGUAUCAACCAACCAACCCUCAAUACCAAUGUAGGCUUCCGAUUGGUUGAUGCUGAUGGAAGGAUGCUGGAUGAUUAUUCCUUCGAAGAGUACAAUGAUGGCGUGGUACAAAAAGUGAUGGCACUGCAGACUUCCAAAUCUCUGAAAUUCAACACCCAGCUUCUAAGCUCUUUUGAGGAGAAGUUCAGAGCUUCCAAUUCUUACGUAAAGGUGCUGAUAAUCUUUACAGAUGGGUUGGAUGAGCCUGUUGAUGACCUUCUGGGUGCCAUCGAAAACCUCAAGACGAGUGGUGUAAAAGCACUGCUGACUGUGGCGCUGGAUGGAUUUAAAAACACUGCUGACCUGCAGAGACUGGAGUUCGGGCGAGGGAUGCACUACAAGAAGCUUCUCUCUAUCGGCAUGCAGAAUGUGGCCAGUGUCAUGCAGAAAGAGAUUGAUACAAUUCUCUCAAGGGAGUGCUGUAACGUGUUGUGUAAAUGCACUGGUCAUGAGGGAGGACGUGGAAAUCAGGGUCGUCCAGGGUUGAAGGGGUCACCUGGACUGAGCGGGCUUCCUGGUUACCCUGGAGAAGAAGGAGGACCUGGUGAGAGAGGGCUUCCUGGUUUGAAUGGAACUCGAGGACAUCAGGGAUGCAGUGGAAGAAGAGGUGUAAAGGGUGGCAGAGGUUACAGAGGCGAUGAUGGAGAGGAAGGAGAAAAUGGUUUAAAUGGGAUAGAUGGUGAACAGGGUGUAACUGGAGCAGCGGGAAGUGCGGGAGAGCGAGGAGAUCCAGGCAGCGCAGGUCCAAGAGGUAUCAGAGGAAGCCCUGGAACCCCAGGAGAACGAGGCCUGAGAGGAGAUCCGGGAGAUUCAGGACUGGACAACAACAGCCGCGGUCCUAAAGGUGACGUCGGCAGUCCAGGCAUAACGGGUGAACCAGGUUUAGAUGGUCUUCCAGGCCAAAUUGGUGAUAAUGGCAGACCAGGUCCUAAUGGCAGAAGAGGCUCAGCGGGUGUACCGGGUCCCAGAGGGUCUUCAGGAGAACGAGGACAACAAGGACUCCCUGGGGGCUCAGGUCCACAGGGUGCUUUCGGUCCGCCUGGUCCGGUUGGGCAGAAAGGUUAUCUUGGUCUACCUGGACCUCAGGGAUCUCCUGGCUUUCCAGGAAGGCCGGGAACUAAAGGAAGCCUUGGGUCCAGGGGACAGAAGGGCCAGCCAGGUGAUCCUGGAGUUAAGGGAGCUUUGGGACCUCCAGGCCUCAGAGGACUGCCGGGAAAAGAUGGUGCAGAUGGCUUUGGAUUUCCAGGACCCAAAGGACAGAAGGGAGAUUCUGGUUUCCCAGGUUAUCCUGGACUUCAGGGUGAACUGGGCUCUAAAGGAGUAAAUGGAGGUGGUGGUCCAAAAGGCAACAGGGGAAGAGGGGGCAAUGCUGGCAGGGCAGGACCACCUGGAGAUCCUGGCAGUGAUGGGAUGCCUGGACACAGGGGCCCAAAAGGACCACGAGGAACCAGAGAGAAGUCUGAUUGUCAACUGAUAUCAUAUGUUCGAGACAACUGUUUGUGCUGCAAAGAUAAAAUAAAAUGCCCUGCCUACCUCACUGAUCUUGUGAUUGGCAUGGACAUGUCUGAAGAUGUGACUUCUCAAGGCUUUGAACGCAUGCGUUCUGUAGUCCUGAGACUGCUGGACAAUAUCAAUGUUGCAGAGACCACCUGCCCGACGGGGGCCCGCGUGGCUGUGGUCUCCUACAGCUCCUUCACCAGAUACUUGAUCCGCUUCAAUGACUAUCAGCGCAAGAAUCAGCUUAUUGAAGCGGUGAAUAACAUCGCCUGGGAACGCUCUUCAAAUCGGCGUAACAUAGGCGCUGCCAUGCGGUUCGUGGGGAGGAACGUCCUGAAGCGUGUGCGAAAGGGUGUCCUGAUGAGGAAAGUAGUGAUCUUCCUCUCUGCUGGAGAGUCUCAGGAUUCAACCUCCCUCAACACGGCCAUUCUAGAGUACAAAGCGCUGAACAUUAAACUCGGGGUCAUCGCACUGAGGAAUAUCCCUACUAUUAGAAAAGCUUUUGAGGCAGAUGAAACCCAGAGUUUUAUCUUCACUGUGCUGGGUAGAUUGCAAGACCAGAGUACUAUUCUCAGUAAGAUCCAGAGUUGUGUUAUCUGCUUUGAUCCCUGCAGACCAGCUAGAGAAUGUGAUGGCACCAACCUGGCACCUGCUCCUCAGGAGUUAGACAUGGACUUGGCGGUGAUUGUGGAUGGCUCCCGUAGCAUCCUGGCUGAUGAAUAUGAGGGUGUGAAAGAGGUGCUCGGCAGUGUGCUCGAUCAGAUUGUUGUGAGCAGCCGACCCAGCGGGGUCGACAGACAAGCAAGAGUGGCCGUCUACCAGCAGAGCUCCACAUACAGUGAAGCCCAGUCUGCUGUGAAAGUGAUAUUUGGCUUCCAACAGUUCAGUGAUCGCAGUCUAAUGAAGAGAAGCAUCUACCAGGAUCUAAAGCAAACCGGAGGCUCUUCCAGACUCGGCCUUGCGUUGGAACAGGCCGUAAUGCAGGGCAUCCUCACGGCUCCUAAGGGUCGCAAGAACAAGAUGGUACUGGCCAUCAUUGGGGAGGAGACGACAUCUCAGGACAGAGCAAAGCUGGAGUUGGUCUCCAGGAUGGCGAAGUGCGAGGGUGUUGUUUUCUUCACCCUGACGGUGGGUGACCACAUCAGUGUUACUCAGGUGGAAGAGCUUGCCAGCUAUCCUGUAGAACAGCACAUCAUUCACCUAGGCCACUUGAAACAUGGAGAGCAGGAGUACACGCAGCGCUUCAUGAGGACGUUCUUCCACAUUCUGAGCAAGAAUGUGAACUCCUACCCUCAUCCAUCACUCCAGAGUCAGUGUAGUAAUUUUCAAGGUCAAGGUCAGCCUAUUGAGUACGAGGCUGCAGAGAGACCCGUGUACAGUGUUCCUGUGCCAUCCGCUGAAUACCCAAAUGUAGUGGUGGAAGAGGAAAUGGAGGAAGAAAACACUGCACAGGAGGAGACUGAGGGUCUCUGUCACCUAAACAUUGACCGUGGCACCUUCUGUGGUAAAUAUAUGCAGCGAUGGUAUUAUAAUGAAGCAGCUGGUGCAUGUUUACCCUUCUGGUACGGGGGCUGUGACGGUAACAGUAACCGUUUUAGUUCAGAAAAGGAGUGCCUUCAGACCUGUGGCAAACAAAAUCGUAAAAUAAUCCUGCAGGCAAAAGAGGGAACAGCAUUAUUUGAUGAUGUGUGCCGCAUGAAACAGGAUGAGGGUUCCUGCACUAACUAUGUUUUGAGCUGGUACUAUAACAUCCAGCAGAAUGAAUGCAUUCAAUUCUGGUUUGGAGGAUGUGGAGGAAACAAAAACAGGUUUGACACACAGAAGGAUUGUGAAGCCCUUUGUCUAAGGGACAUUUAACCUGGAUGACUCUCCAAAUGGCACUUUUUAUUUUUUACAUUUGAAUGAAUGUUCAGCAUUUUUCAGAACAAAGGUGCACUCUCGCAUUUAGCAAUCAUUUUCACAAAGCUAGAAAACUGUAUUUGUGCAGGUUUUUACUACAAAAAAAAGCCAAGAAUUACCCACCAGCAGCCCAAUGCAAAAGCAAACAAGUACUUUUUAUUUUUUGUUUGUGGUACUUUUAUGAAGUUAUACAUCAGCUAAAUCACACUGUACGUGUGUAGAUUAAAAUGUCAAUGUACAUAAAGGUUUUUAGUGAAGAAGCUCUGUGAUAGCACCAAUAAUGUGCAAUAAAAAAUUUUUUUUAAUACAAAUUAAAACAAUUUUUACUGUA
This is a messenger RNA of Ctenopharyngodon idella (grass carp), 8074 nucleotides long. RefSeq names its product collagen, type VI, alpha 4a (gene col6a4a). Gene Ontology annotation, molecular function: extracellular matrix structural constituent conferring tensile strength; serine-type endopeptidase inhibitor activity. The record is from RefSeq and is a predicted model, not a curated record. The transcript is spliced from 41 exons. The coding region runs from base 79 to 7701 and encodes 2540 amino acids. NCBI's taxonomy places the organism in Eukaryota, Metazoa, Chordata, Actinopteri, Cypriniformes, Xenocyprididae. Gene Ontology annotation, biological process: extracellular matrix organization.